Molecule: messenger RNA, 717 nt
Organism: Necator americanus (New World hookworm)
Lineage: Eukaryota; Metazoa; Nematoda; Chromadorea; Rhabditida; Ancylostomatidae
Exons: 4
Coding region: 1-717 (238 amino acids)
Source: RefSeq, a predicted model, not a curated record
AUGCUAGGAGUAACCUGCUCUACGCAAGUGGAAGAAGAGAUUCGAAGUUCACUCCACCGUCACCGAUCGAAGAUCAGAGACGCUGCCGCAUAUGCAAAGGAAAGCAAAAUUAGGAUGGGAAUUUCACCAUGUUAUUCGCUUAAACCUCCACAACGGUUUACCGCCUCAGAGUGGCGUGGAGGUGACACUGGGCGUCGAACUGCGAUGCACAGCGGAGGUUCGUCCUCCGGCAGGGUUGGGCGACGACCUGUGGUGAAAGCUAAGCUCGCCGUGGCAUGGCUGCUUAGUUUGGGGAAAAGUCGUUUUGCUACUCCAGCAUAUACACUGCCUCAGUACCCUGCACACUGGGCCCUGCCGUCUCAGACGUCGGACGAUAUGGCGACCGGACAGUGUCCACAGACGCCUAUACCGCACGUCAAUGUCGUGGAUUCGCAAAAGGGUCGAAAUCGUGAGCCGCCGUCACCUUGUUUUCGAGGCGGAGCCAAUCACUGGUUUAGAGACUGCACAUUCGUAAACAAGAGAUGCCACGACUGCAGACGCUCUGGACACAAGCGAGGAUUCUGCAAAAAUUUCCCGGAGAAGAAGCGGAAUGCGAAACAGAAGCGGAAAUCUGCCAACACCGACUAUAUAGCUUCGACUCGUGUUGACGUCGCUGUAGACCGCACUCGGCAGGUAAACAAACCAGUUGCGAUUCAGGAUCGGCACAACUACGACUAA